CCCGGUGUCUGAGUGGUUGCUGGGUCUCCAUGGAGAAGCGGCUCGCCGGUGUCCCAGGCUGCUGAGCUCUCGCCGCCCGAGUCCCCGCGGCGCGGCCGCAGGGCCAUGCUAGCCUUGCGCGUGGCGCGCGGCUCGUGGGGGGCCCUGCGCGGCGCCGCUUGGGCUCCGGGGACGCGGCCGAGUAAGGGGCGCGCCUGCUGGGCCCUGCUGCCGCCCGUGCCCUGCUGCUUGGGCUGCCUGGCCGAACGUUGGAGGCUGCGUCCGGCCGCGCUUGGCUUGCGGCUGCCCGGGAUCGGCCAGCGGAACCACUGCUCGGGCGUGGGGAAGGCGGCCCCCAGGCCAGCGGCCGGAGCGGGCACCGCUGCCGAAGCCCCGGGCGGCCAGUGGGGCCCGGCGAGCACCCCCAGCCUGUAUGAAAACCCGUGGACAAUCCCAAAUAUGUUGUCAAUGACGAGAAUUGGCUUGGCCCCAGUUCUGGGCUAUUUGAUUAUUGAAGAAGAUUUUAAUAUUGCACUAGGAGUUUUUGCUUUAGCUGGACUAACAGAUUUGCAGAUGGACAAAGAAGAGGAGCACUCCUUGAUACUACAUUGUUAGUUUUGAUGAGAGGGGGAUUUAUUCAGAUGAUCUCAAAUUAGAACUGGAAAAUAAUUUUAUAACAGAAGGCUACAUUAAAUAGGCUUUUGUGGACUGGCUAGCCGUCAUCAUGUAUGACGUUAUUUGUAUUACCAACUUUAUUUCAUGAAAGUUUCGAAAUGCCUUAUAAAACUGGCUGGACACAGUGGCUUACACUUGUAAUUCCAGUGCUUUGAGAGGUCAGGAGUUUGAGACCAACCUGCACAACAUAGCAAGAGCCUGUCUCUACAAAAAAUUUAAAAAUUAGCUGGACAUGGUGGCACAUGCCUGCAGUCCUAGGUACUCAGGAGGCUGAGGCAGGAGGAUUGCUUGAGCUCAGGAGUUCAAGGCUGCAGUGAGCUAUGAUCGCACCACUGUACUCUAGCCUGGGUGUCAGAGCAAGACCUUGUCUCUUAAAAAAAAAAAGGAAAAACUUCAUGCUGUAUAAAAACAUAGUUGAGGGAAGUGUGGAAAAGAUGGAGGAAUAAUUUUAAACCAGGGCAGAGUUAGCAGGAGAAAUAGAUACAUUAUAUUCUUGUACAAGAUUGGUCUGAGAUCUAUAUGAGCAUUCAGACAGGUGGUGCUUUGGUGCCUCUUCAAACUAAUUUAUGUUUGAAAAGCUUUGCUCAAUAUUUAUUGAGUGAGAAUCGAGAGAAACUAGUUUUAUAUUAAUAAAAGUUGUAUGCCGUCUUUCUUUGUAACAUCAGCUGUUCUCUUUGAGGUUCAUAGAAACAAAAUUCCACCUGCCUAGUAGCAGUAGCAUUGGUGGGCAACAUAGAAUUAACUGAAGAUUUUGGAGUGCAGACAAAAGAGAGCAUUUGCAUUGUUACAUGGCAUUUCCAAACCUGCUUCAAACAUAGCCUCCAAAUUGGCUUUACCUCUCUUUUUCCAGAGUUUAGCGUCUACUAAUAUUUGUCACUACCUCUUCCCAUUCUCAUAACGUAAUCUUUCUCCUUUUCUUUUGUCCCUGCUUUUUUUUUUUUUUUUUUUUUGGAGAUGGGAGACUCACUCUGUCACCCAGGCUGGAGUGCAGUGGCGUGAUGUCAGCUCACUGCAGCCUCUGCCUCUUGGGUUCCAGCAGUUCUCCUGCCUCAGCUUCCCGGGUAGCUGGGAUUACAGGCACACACCACCAUGUCUGGCUAAUUUUUCUAUUUUUAGUAGAGAUGGGGUUUCACCAUGUUGGCCAGGCUGGUCUCGAGCUCCUGACCUCAGAUGAUCCACCCACCUCGGCCUCCCUUGGCCUUGGAUUACAGGCAUGAGCCACCACACCUGGCCUGUUCCUUCUUUUAUCCCAAAGCCUGCACUCAUUGUUAAUGUUAUCUCCAAGUCUGUCAAAGGCCAUUAUACUGAUAAGAGUUUUUUUUUAACAUAACAGACAAGAUCUUUUUCAGUUACUGUAGUCUCCUUUUUUGUCUGCUACGUUUUUUUUUUUUUUCUUUUAAGCUGCCACAUGAGAUUGCAGUAUUCAUUGAAUGUUAGAGAGGCCCCAUUAACAUUUUUCUAAAUACAUAAAAUGAUGUUUGUGGAAACCUAAGUUAACUGGUGCCACAUUUCACAUUUGUUCCAUGGAGAUUUUAGUGCCUUUCGAUUGGCCACUGGGAGGUGGCCAGACUCAUCGGUUUAAGCCGGGGAAUGACAAAGUCUGAUUGCGUUGUGUGUGGAAAAUGGGUUAUAGACAGCUAAGAGUGGAAGCUGAGUAAGUGGUUAGGGGGCUGAUCGUGAUCCAGCAAGAGUGGAAGCAGAGUAACUGGUUAGGGGCUGGCCGUGAUCCAUGGCGGCAGUGGUGGGAGCUUAGACUGGGGUUGGAGUUUGGAGUUGGAGAGAAGUAUGUGGGUGUGAGAUAUAUUUUAAAGACAGAGGUAAUAUGUUGAUGGAUUAGAUAUGGAGUAAGAGUAGGAAGAGUCAAAUAUGAAUAUUACGGUCUUACUUUAAAAAAAAAAUUCUCUUCUAAAACCAGGUUCAUGGAAAUGACAUUUUCUGUGAUGGGCAACACUUGAGUAGGGCAGAGUUUAAGGGAGAAUACUAAGAAUUCUGUGGCCUAUCCACAUAGAAGUAUCAAUUGGGCAGUUUAGUAGUUUGGAGUUGGUGGAAGUCAUCGUUACAGAGAGAGAAAUUUGGGAGCUGUCAGAUAUAGAUGGUUGGAUCUGGGCAAAAUCAUCCAAGCUGAGGUAACAGAAAUGAAGGGUCAGAGAAAUGAGCAACAAGUAGAGCACCAGAAAAGAAGCUAGUCAGGAACCCUGGGAAGGAAUAGCUGGCGAGGAAGAAAAUUAGGCAGUGAGAUUUCCCAGAAAGUGGAGAAAGUGCUUCAGUUGUGUCGAGGUCAGGUACUCUAAAAAUGCGGAAUUCCUUGGCGACCUUUAUGAGCCUCACCUCCGGAGGGGUGGGGACGAUUGGAGUGGGUCGAUGAACACAUGUGAGGUGGUAAUGACAUUGGACGUUCCUUUGAAGCAGUUUUGCUUUGUAGGGGAAUAGAGAAAUAGGAUCACAGAAGGGUCUUUUAAAAAGAUAUAUACUGGGGAAUUAUAUCUAUAUAUAUAGAUAUAGAUAGAUAGAUAUAAAAUCCUAUAUGUAAAAAUAUAUAUGCUGGAGUAUAUGUAUAUACUGAGGAAUUUUUGU
Messenger RNA from Pongo pygmaeus (Bornean orangutan), 3228 nucleotides. RefSeq names its product cardiolipin synthase 1 (gene CRLS1). Gene Ontology annotation, biological process: cardiolipin biosynthetic process. Bases 106 to 594 code for a protein of 162 amino acids. NCBI's taxonomy places the organism in Eukaryota, Metazoa, Chordata, Mammalia, Primates, Hominidae. The transcript is spliced from 3 exons. Gene Ontology annotation, cellular component: mitochondrion; membrane. The record is from RefSeq and is a predicted model, not a curated record. Gene Ontology annotation, molecular function: CDP-diacylglycerol-glycerol-3-phosphate 3-phosphatidyltransferase activity; cardiolipin synthase (CMP-forming) activity.